AUGUACACUAUGAAAGCUAAUAUUUGCUCGAAUGAUCAGAUGGUUAUUUAUGAAAAUAUUGAAAUUGAUUAAGAUCUCUGGUAUUUCCUUUAGAUUUCAAGAUAUAUUGAUUCAAAUGAUAUUCAGAUUAUUUCAAGCGACAGAAAAGAUCUACAGACUUUCUAUCCAAGUGCUAGCUCUUUUAAAAACUGUAUUUUUGAGGAUGGGGUAGCACAGCCAAUUUCUCCUCAUAGACUAAAAGAUUACGCCUUAACAUACCAUAGAAUUGACUUAGACUAGGAUCAUGGCCAAUUUAAGGACGAUUUUUCUCUGAUUGAUGUACUUCCGUUUCACAACUUGUCUUUGAAAGCAGCAGACACUAAAAACAUAAGGGGUUAUUAUACAUGGGAGUAUGAUCUCUAUUUGCCAGUCGUCUGCAAUAGUUCGUCUGACUUAAUUGGGAGAGGAGAUAACGUAUCAUGUGCUAAGAGCAUUUAUAGGUUGCAUAGAAUGUAGGAAAGUUGCAUAACAGCCAAAUUAACUUAAUCACCUACAACUUAAGAUACAGUAUUAACAGAUUUGAACUCAACUGAUUAAAUUCAUUCUUCAGUAACAAUUGGUUUCUGGGUCAAAAUCAAUUACAGAUAUCUUAAUACCUAUAAUUGGACAGAGAAUACUUAUGUUAGGUUGGGAAAUGGAUCUGAGGGAUCUAUUUCAAUAGGUGGAUAUACAUAUGUAAAAUAUUAUGGGUAGAGAAUAACAGGCAUUUCUUAUGAUUCGGCAUAGAAUUCUUACUAUUAGUACUAUGAUACAAUGUAUUUUGGAACUGAUGACUACAACAUAUGCUUUAACUAUUCAUGCUAUAUUAUGGUUCAUUACUAAUCUAAUUCAAGUGAAGUUGGAUCAUCGUUUCAUCGAGGUGGUACACUUAAAGGUAAUAUAUAUCCUAAAUUCAAUCACCACCUCACUAUCAAUGACAAUAUGUGCAUUGGCUGUCUAAGGACUCCAUCUGGCUUCUAUAGAUAUGCUGAUGGCUGGGAAGGAAUGAUAAUGCAUGUUCGAGUUUUCUUCAAUUUAACCUAUGAAUAAGCAUUUUAAAAUAUGAUAGACGCAAUGCGAUAUACCACAAAUCAUGAAUACGCACAGGACAAAAGAGACAUUAAUGUUUAAUUAUGGCAGUAGUUUAGAUAUGCCCCCAUAAUAUUCAGAUAUAUUAGAUAUAGUCAACAACUUUUAUGGAUCAGAUUCGUCAAAAUCAGAAGAAAUAAAUAAAAUUCUGAUAGUAUGAGACAGCUCUUGCCAGAAACUUGCCCCUUGAAUGUCAAAUUUAACAAAGAUUUGGUCGAAUAUACAAUUAAGUUUCAGAUGAAAGUAAUGAUCUCUUUAGGCUAUAUAGAUAAUCCCUUUUUUACUCUCUUUAACGUCCUUACUUUUGGAGGGACAAAUAUUAAUCAGAUCUACAUUUGGAAUCCAAAGCUAUAGAUGUUUAUACAUAGAGACAGGAUAAAUAUAAAAUCAAAUUAGUGGCAAUUUUUCGCAAUCACCUAUUCUCAAUCAAUGGAUAAAGGGUUUGUAUACAGCAAAAAUAAUGUAAUACUUUCACUAAAUAACACAUACUUAUCUCCAAUCACAGCUGGUACUUAUACCAUAAAUGUUACUAAUUGCUUUUUGGUUGGAUUAUAGAUCUGGUCAAACUAUCAGAAUAAGAAUUUAAUUUAUUCAAGUCUAAUAAAGAAUAUUGAUGCGCAUCUGUAUUACAAAAAUCUUGCAUUCUAUUAUCAGUCCUCAAUCACAUUCUCUUACAUGGACUAUAUUAGGAUACCAUAUACUGAUUACACCAAACGCUAGGAAAUAAUGUCUUAUUAUAGUUAUGGAAUUGAAUAUAGUGUGGUAAUCAGCAACUACACUCUUGCUCCAAACUUGCAGGCAGGAUACCCUUAUUAAUGUAAUGAUGGUGGAUAUUAUUCCAAGACGGGAGGUGGCUGUAGCUAUAAUUAGAACUUACUCAUUGACAGUAAAGAAGGAUAUCAUUCCCUUGACUUACGAACUUAUGAUAAGUUUACAAAAGCCCAAAGUUUUUAGGUAGACUUUUGGAUAGGAUUUGGGCCACUAAAUGCUGGUUCAAUCAUAAAUUUCUAUGGAUCUUAAUUGAAUCUGACUUUAAGAGAACCUGCUUUGGACUAAGGCUAUUCAUUUGACAAUCUAAUGACAGCUAAUUUUACAAGGGCCAUUCUAAAUAAUAAAUAUGCUGAAAAUCGAUGGUACUUCAUAUAAGUUGGAUUUCAAAACAUCUCUGCUACUUAAUUUAACUUAUCUAUCCAGAUUAAUGUUGAUAAAAGCUUUAUCUAUUUUAAUACAAUAGACCAGGUAUUUGGUUAAGUAAGCUAGAAUUUUACCACUAUUUGUCCAGAUGAUUGCAACUAAUUCACUCUGAAGCAUUUUGUACUCUGGAACAGUAUUGUGAAACUAGAUAGUUAUAAAGAUGCUUUUGAACAAAUUAAUAUUUUAACUAAAUCUUAAGGAAUUCUAGCGUAUUAUCCGUUGCAGGAUAACUCAGGAUUUUACUUAACUGAAUAUGUGUAUCACUAUUCUUUACCCCUAUGGCAAUAUGAUCAUUAUGAGGAAAAACAACUGGUUAGAUGGUUUUACUCAGAAUUUAUAGGCUCUGGCUACUAAGAGGAGCAUAUACAAUGCGGAAUAAAUGAAUAAUACGAUGAAUAAUAAGCUGAUUGUAUCAUUAAAAAUGAUGGAAAUGAGAAUAUAGAGAUAUACCCUGACAAGUAUGACUAUAUCACUUUAAACUUGACAAACUAUUAAUUCUCACCUGAAUGGUCAUUUGAAUUUGAAUUGCUGUUUAGCUCAACCGAUGACAUAUUAAUGAAUUCAGGUCAAGAGAUAAGUAUAAUGACUACAGAUCCUAAUUGUACAAACUCGGGAACAAAAAUUAAUUAUUUGAAAAUUUUUAAAGAUUUCAAAAACAUAACUUCAACUCAAACAAAUAAAACCAAAGUUACAAAGCAGGCAGUCAAAGAUAUCCUUCAGAUCCAAUUUUAAUAAGAUUCAGGUAAGAAAACUAAUCUAUCUUAAGAUAUAAAUCAGGAUGAUUGGAAUCAUAUAGUUAUAAGCAACUCAAUCAUAAACACUGAUUUAAGAAUGACCUCAGACUUUUCAGGCUUAAAUUAUUCAUCCUAUAAUGCAUCACUUUUUUCAAGUUUGCAAAAGCUAGCAUCAUGCAAUUUAUUAAUUGGCUAUGAUCCUAAUAGUUAAGAGUAAACUACUGACAAGAGUUUUAUCAUUAAAGAAUUCAGAAUAUGGAAUAAAGCUGUGAAUGUAGAUGAAAGUAGAAGAAAUUACUUGAUGGCUUUGCCUAAAAGAGUUCCUGACUUAGCAGCAUAUUUUAAAUUUAUUGGUCUUAACUCCUUUUACGAAUAGAUAUAAGAUGUAGCAAAUCCCAAUACAAAUUUCAAAAGUUACACAAAAUUUUACUCAGCUUCAAAUAGAAAUAACUGUCCUUUUGGAACUUAAUUUGCAGUUUUAAACUACGCUAAUCAAUGUCUAUAAUAUCCUGGAUUAAUGAUUAAUAUCUCUGAAAGCUAAUAUAUAUAAAUUCCAGUAAAGAAAGCUUUUACUACUAUAUUUUAAGACAAUAGCUAUGACUUUACUUUCCAAUUCACACUUAUGGCUCUGUAUGAACCACUUCUAUUUAAUAUUUUUGAAAAAUUGCUUGAGCUUGAAAACGUGUUCUCACUGGAGUCUGAAACUAUAAAUACAUUCAAAAUUUUAUUAUACAGAGCGCCAGAUUAGAUAGAGCAAUUAUAUUUUGAUCAUUACAAUUAGUCAAUAACAUAUAUUGUUUCUUACAACCCUGCAUAGUCUAAAAUGAUAUUUUAUAAGAAAAAUACAACUGACCCAAAGCCAGUACCAUUUAAGGAAUUUUCUCUUGAUUAGGAUUUUAAACUGGAUCCACCAGAGUAUUUUUCUGUUGGAAAGGGCAACUAUAAUGAUUAGAGAAUAUAUUUUUCAGGCUUUCAUAUAACUGGUGAAGUUUAUAAUGAUUUAUAACUAACUUAAGAGGGAAUGCAAAAAAACCUUCACUCAUAUAAAUAUCGGCAUAACAUGCUUGGAAAUUAUAUUUUUUACGUAAGUCUAGACAGAAAUUAUGAUUUUAAUGUAAUGUAUGAUACCUUGAAAGGGGAAAUGAUGCCUAUUACCAAUAACAGGCAAGGAACUGCAUAACAUCCAUGGGUUUCAUAUAUUGUCACUCAGAACUAUUGUCCAUUUGAGAUGGAUUGGGAUGAAUAUCUAGAAACCUGCCUUAAUAAAGGAGUGUUAAAAUUGUAAAAUUAGUCAGGUAGUGUCAUUUUAUUAGGUACUAACUUUUAGUGGUAGUUUAGUGUGGGAUUUUGGAUUAAUUUCUAGUUAUUAUAACCCAAUGUUAAAAUGGAUUUCUUCUAAUUAGCCAAUGUUUUAGAAUUCUAAAUUACAGUUCCUAAAUUGAUGAAAGUUAAAACAUCUAAAGCAGGUUAGCUGAUUGUUGAAACUGAGAUAUCAGCAUAAAAAUUUCUAAUCACUGAGAAUAAUUGGUAUGGAUUUGCUGCAGUUCAUAACUCUACAGGCUAUUGGAAGAUUUAUCAAUAAAAAUCAUUAAUCGCUGAAAUCACAGAUAGUGCUGAUAGCUACUAUGGAAAAAUUAGCAAGUUAAGAUUUGGAGACAUAAGUUUUACAAAUAACAUUAUUAGAAUAAAAUAGAUAUUUGGUGUAGCAAGAGAACUUUUACCUGGUUAAAUACAAGAAUUUUUGAAUAAACGAAAUCACAUUACACUUGAUGAUAAUAUUAAAUCAGGGUAGAUUAUCUGGGAUUAGUCCUGGGAGAGACAAAUAGGGAACGAAGAAAUAUGGACUGAGGACUUUAAAACAUAUCAAUACAUGGAUAAAGGUUUAUACUUUUCGACUUAAAAAUCUUACCUACCUCUGAAAACGAUCUCUCAAGAUUAGUUUAAAAAUCAAUACUCAUUUGAGUUCUGCAUCUAUCAAACAAAUAAGUAUAAUAGGAGGUAGAACAUCUUAUCAUUGGGAGGGGUUUUCUAAGUAUUUUUAGGCAUUAGCAAUGAGAUAAAUUUUGAAUAUAAUACCACAAAUAUUCCGAAAGGAAUUAAUCAGGAUACUAAUUCUUUUAUUGGACAUAUAAGAAACAUUAAGUUAUUUUCAGUGUAUAGAUCAGUGGGUUCAGCUCGAGCAUCGGUAAGAUCUUAUUCCACUUCAAUAAUGAAUAUGAAAUACUUGAUUGCUGAUUACCCAUUAACUGAAUCUAUUGGAGAUUUUUUAAGAGAAUAAGUAUCUGGAGAAAAGCUAAAUUUUUCACAAUACAAUGUACAAUGGAUAGCUCUGAAGUAAAUGCCUAAAAUCUGUAAUGGAGAUUCUAAGUAUUCUUAUAGAUAAGGACAAGAAUAUUGUUAUGGAGUGUAUUAUUAAAAAGAUGGUGUGAACAAUAGUUAACCUUUAUAUGAUGAUGAAGGCAGUUAAGCAACUAUUCCAAUUAAUUUUGCUUUUGACCCAUUAGGAUUAGAAGAAUUUCAAGAUUGGAACUUCACUAGUAAUAGUGCUAAAAAUAGGUAUCAAAGUAAUGGGUAAUAAAUAGUGGUUUUAUAGCAUCCCUUAUUAAAGGUAUAUUAUAAGCUACACGAAAGUACCGGGGCUUACAUUUAUAACUAUGCUACCUACAUAUAUCCGGCCAGUCCUUAAAUAUAUCAUGAUUUGAAUGGCUCUAAUUUUGUGUGGGUAAAUGAUAAUUCUAUAUUAACAAAUAAAACAAAUUUCUUGGCAAACAUCUAAUGCUAAGAGGACUUAGUUACAUCAGUUGAUGAUCACUGUGAAACAUUUGAGAAAUGCCAUGAGACUUGCUUGAUUUCAACUGAAUGCUUUGGACCAUUGAGACUGAAUGCAUGGCAUGCUAAAAUGGGCUUUGCACUUGUCCAGCAGUUGAUGUUACAAUUUGUUAGGAAUGCAAAGAUUCCUCACAUUUCUUUAUAGAAUCAUAAACAGACCCAAAGCUAAAUGCCUGCAUUGAAGAAUGCCCUAAAGAAAACUAAUUUUACGAUAAAUUGCCUAUCUUGUGAACAAGAUCAUGAAUUGAUAAAUGGAAAAUGUACAAAGAUUGUAUGCCCAGAUGGUUAAUACUAUAAUAGUACUACAUUACAAUGCUAAAAUUGCAAGGAUAGAUGCAGAAAAUGUUUGGCAUCCAAUUCAAGUCUAUGCACUGAAUGUCUUUCUAGUUUCUAAAAAUGCACUCAAAUAUUAGAUAUGACGAAUCCUUACAAAAAUGGAAAAUGUACAGAAAUUUGUGGAAAUGGAAUUAGAGUUGGAGGGUUAUUAAAUUGUGAUGAUGGGAACAAUUUGAAUAAUGAUGGAUGCAGCUCUAUUUGCUCAAUUGAAUAUGGCUAUGAGUGUUUAGGUGGCAAUUAGACUCAUCCAGAUAUCUGUACCUAUUCAUUAAGACCUUAUGCGUAAAUUCAAUCGGUCAUAAAUGGUAAAUUUAUCGCAACCUUCAACGACUCAGUUGUUUAUGCUAAUAAUAUGCUCACAAAACAGGAUCUAAAAUUUGAAAUUACAGACACAAAUGAUAAAUAGAUACUUAAAUCUUGGACUGUUAUCAAUUAAAAUAAAUAAGAAAAUUAGUAGAUAUUGAUAUUUUUUAAGACUACAAUUAAGCUUUAAGGUAAUGAGAUCAUAUACUUGAAAUUUUUAGAGGAAGGCCAACAUAUCUAUUCAAAGAAAAAUCCAAAUUACUUUGACUUCUUUGCCAAGUGCUCUAUCCUCAUUAGUGGGCACAAAAUAUAUAAUGUAAUUAGAACUUAUGAUGUAUUGAUGGAUUAGGCGUACUAUCCUGAAAUGGUUAAAAAUACUCUGACUUAGUUAGAUUUCACUACAAUGAGUUUUUUGGAUUUUGAUUCAGAAAAGUUACCUUUUAAUGCAGGUUCAUGGAUUGACACUAGCUAGAUAGUAGAUAAUCCUCCAGAUUAAGUAUUCAUAGAUUUUGGUAUAACGAAAAUAAUUCUGUUGAUAAAAUACAAAUCAAGGCUCUAUCUCAUGAUUGCAUGUUCAUUAUUUAUACCAAUCAUUGCUUUAAUCAACAAACUCUAUAAGAAAAAAAACAGACUGAAAAAAGUUCUCUACAUAGUUGACUGUCAUUUCAGAUACAAUCUAAUCUUGGGUUUCUUUACGGAGCUAAACUUAGAAAUGUCUAUCCUAGCUUUUCUAUAAAUUAAAAAUGCAUUACUAUUCAGCGCACCAAUAGGAAGCAUGCACAUUAUUUAAACUAACUUCAAUAAAUUGAAAGAUAAAGUUUUUUUCGACAGAAAUCACAUACUUCUUGAAGGUUGGGGCAUUGCUUUUGAACGUAUUGAUAAAUAUGGUACUUAUGACAAUAAUAACAAUAAGCUUAUAUCCAUUAACUAGAGAAGUAUCAGUAAAAUUGAGACUUUUGAAUUUACUACAUUAAGAUUUGAUUCUGAGGCACCUUGGUUGUAGGCAAGUAAAAAUCAAAAACUAAGGAAGAAAUAUGAUACUAAUCCUUCAAUUCAACUUCCUCCCCCAGUCAAAAGAAGCCAAGACUCUUAGAAUCAUAUGUUUUUAGAAAAUUCAAACUCUUUCAUAAAAUCAUCAACUCUAGAAAUUCAAGAUUUAAAAUCAAAUCCCUAUCUGGACAUUUAUUAAAUGGAAAAUCUCAAGAGAUUCAGACUUGAUUCAAGUUAAAGCUAAUCUUCAUUUGGAAACUUAACUAUGGAACAGCCAUCUAGUGUUGAUCCUUUAAAGUAUAAGUUGAAGUCUCCAUUUUAAUACUUUGAUGAUCCCACAUCAUUAAAUGAGGAAUUUGAAGAUGUAAUUGUUUUUAGAGGUAAUUUGAAAAGUGAUAACGAUGCCUCUAAAACUAAUUUCAAAUAAUCUUUUAGCUGGAGAUUCAGAGGAUUAAUAUGA
Stylonychia lemnae is the source of this 7953-nucleotide messenger RNA. The record is from the annotation of a GenBank genome assembly. NCBI's taxonomy places the organism in Eukaryota, Ciliophora, Spirotrichea, Sporadotrichida, Oxytrichidae.